AUAUAUAGAAAAAAAAAAAAGAGGACGGCAUAACUGAGGUCACUUAGCUACCAAUAGCAGAUUGGCUGGAAAACUUCAGAUUCUAAACAUGCACUCUGUAAGAUGAGAAACCACUACCCAUUAACAUACCACCUUAAACGUUACCAAAAUUUUCACAGCAAACAAGCCUUCAAUCUAUUCAAAUUAAUAUCACCUCUCAUUCAGGUGCCAAACCCAUGUUUUUCAUUCCCUAAACCCACCAGAACGCUCCAACUAGCCAAUCUCUUACGAUCACUUCCUCAAAACAACCCCAUAUCACAUUACGAGCAAAUCUGUGCCCAAAUUAUUGUCUCAGGUCUUGAAUCUGAUGCUUUUUUAACUAAUUUACUUAUUGCUUUGCAUGCUAAGUCUGACUUUUUAUGUCAUGCACGCAAACUAUUUGACAAAAUGCCAGAGAAAAAUUUAAUUUCUUGGUCUUCAAUGCUUUCUGUGUAUUCCAAACGUGGUUUUAAUGAGGAAGCUUGGCUGUUGUUUUUGGACUUCACAAGGUGUUGCAAUAAGAGUCCAAAUGUGUAUAUUUUAGCUAGUGUUUUACGUGCUUCUAUGCAACUUGAUGGUGGGUGUGGUCCUGUAGGUAAACUAAUGCAUUGUUUUAUUUUUAAGCUUGGUUUUGAUCAAGAUGUAUUUUUGGGUACGUCUUUGGUUGAUUUCUAUGCGAAGAAUGGUGACAUUGUUGAAGCCAGAAUGGUAUUUGAUGCGUUGUUGGAGAAAAGUACAAUUACUUGGACGAAAAUUAUCACGGGUUAUGUUAGAAGUGGGAGGAGUGAGGUGGCAUUGCAAUUGUUUAACCAAAUGGGAGAAAAUGAUAUUGUUCUAGAUAGAUACGUACUCUCUAGUGUUUUAAGUGCUUGUUCGACACUUAAAUUUGUUGAAGGGGGCAAGCAAAUUCAUGCUUAUGUGUUGAGGAGGGGAAUAGAAAUGGAUGUUUCAGUAGUUAACGUGCUUAUUGAUUUUUAUGCCAAGAGCAGUAAAGUUCAAACUGCCAGGAAGCUAUUUGAUCAAAUGGUAGAUAGAGAUGUAAUUUCAUGGACUACAAUGAUUGCUGGGUACAUGCAGAAUUCUUUUGAUGGGGAAGCUGUGAUGCUAUUUGUUGAAAUGACCAGAUUGGGUGGAAAGCCAGAUGGAUUUGCAUGCACUAGUAUACUCACAUCAUGUGGUUCGCUUGAGGCUCUAAUGCUGGGGAGACAAAUUCAUGCCUACAGUAUCAAGGCUAAUCUUGAGUUUGAUAUUUUUUUGAAAAAUGGUUUGAUUGAUAUGUACGCAAAAUGUGAUUCCUUGAAUGAUGCAAGAAGAGUUUUUGAUGUUAUGACUAAUCAUAACGUGGUCUCCUACAAUGCACUAAUUGAAGGAUACUCAAGAAGUGAGCAACUUUCCGACAUUAUGAUUCUUUUCCAUGAAAUGAGGCAUAGGAUGAUCCCACCAAGCCUUUUGACAUUUGUUAGUCUUCUUGGUGUAUCAGCUGCAUUAUCAUCCUUGGAAUUAAGCAAGCAAAUUCAUGCACUCACCUUUAAAUUUGGUGUCUGUUUGGCAAUAUUUGCUGGCAGUGCCUUAAUUGAUGCUUAUUCAAAGUGCUUACGUCUUGUGGAUGCUAGACUUGUAUUUGAUGAGAUGAAUGAGAAAGAUAUUGUAGUGUGGAAUGCAAUGUUUUCUGGUUAUACCCAACAAUCGGAAAAUGAAGAGGCUCUCAAACUCUACUCUGAACUACAGGUAUCAGAACUAAAACCCAAUGAUUUCACUUUUGCUACCUUUAUUACUGCAGCUAGUAACCUAGCAAGUCUCCUACUUGGCCAACAAUUCCACAACCAUAUCAUAAAGAUGGGUCUAGAUUUCGAUCCAUUUAUCACAAAUUCCCUUAUACACAUGUAUGCUAAAUGUGGAAGCUUUGAAGAUGCCUGCAAGGCAUUUGGUUCUGCAAUUUGGAGAGAUGUUGCCUGCUGGAAUUCCUUAAUCUUAACAUAUGCACAUCACGGAGAAGCCAAAGAAGCUCUUCAGAUGUUUGAAGGAAUGAUGGAAGAGGGAAUAAAGCCCAACUAUGUGACAUUUGUGUCUCUGCUUUCAGCUUGUAGUCAUGCAGGUCUCGUUGAAGAUGGACUUCGUUACUUUAAAUCAAUGCCCAAGUUCUGUGGUCAUCCAGGAAUAGAACACUAUUCUUGUGUAGUUUCUCUUUUGUGUCGUGCUGGUAUGCUAUAUGAAGCAAAGGAGUUUAUUGAGAAAAUGCCGAUAAAGCCAACAGCAGCAAUGUGGAGAAGCUUGCUGAGUGCAAGUAGAAUUGCUGGUAACAUUGAAUUGUCAAAAUAUGCAGCAGAGAAGGCGAUUUCAGUUGAUCCAAAUGAUAGUGGUUCAUAUACUUUACUUUCAAACAUGUUUGCAUCAAAAGGAAAGUGGGUGGAUGUGAAGCAGGUGAGGAAGAGAAUGGAUCUAGUUGGUUUAGUGAAAGAAUCCGGACAUAGUUGGAUACAAGUGAAUAAUGAAAUUUCAUUGUUAGAUUUGUGACUUAAAAUUCUAGUGGGAUUUAGAGAGACUUUUUCCUAAUUUGAGCGGUAGAAAUAUUCCUCAAUAUUAUAUUGGAAUAUUUCUUUUAUAGAGUAAAAGUUCUAUUUUAGUGUUAUUUUUAAA
Hevea brasiliensis (rubber tree) is the source of this 2655-nucleotide messenger RNA. Its product is annotated as pentatricopeptide repeat-containing protein At4g39530. The transcript has a single exon. Gene Ontology annotation, biological process: RNA modification. Gene Ontology annotation, molecular function: RNA binding; protein binding. The coding region runs from base 103 to 2532 and encodes 809 amino acids. The record is from RefSeq and is a predicted model, not a curated record. NCBI's taxonomy places the organism in Eukaryota, Viridiplantae, Streptophyta, Magnoliopsida, Malpighiales, Euphorbiaceae.